UGUUGUUGCAAAGCAAAUAAAUAAAAACACGCAGUUUUUAUUUUGAAAUUUAAAAAUUGUGUUAUUCUUACAAUUUUAAGUAAAUUUCCUAAAUUAUAUAUUAAGAAAAAAUAAAAACCAACAUGUCCACCCCCUCUCCUUCACCUUUGGCAGUAGAAAAUGGUCCUCAAUCCACACCGAUUUGUAUGAUUGUGCUCGGCAUGGCUGGCUCGGGGAAAACCACAUUUGUGCAAAAGCUUACACAAACCUCUUUUGAUAAAUUCAAACCUUAUGUGAUAAAUUUGGAUCCUGCUUGUCGGGAAACACCUUACCAUUGUAAUAUAGACAUUAGGGAUACUGUUAACUAUAAGGAGGUAAUGAAACAAUAUAAAUUGGGUCCAAAUGGUGGUAUAGUAACCAGUCUUAAUUUAUUUGCCACUAAAUUUGAAAAAGUUGUUGAAUUAAUAAGAAGAGCCGGACAACAGGGACACAAAUGGUGUAUUAUUGAUACACCCGGUCAAAUAGAGGUAUUCACUUGGUCUGCUUCGGGUACAAUAAUAACGGAGGCCUUGGCCACCAUGUUUCCCACCAUAGUAGUAUAUGUUAUGGAUGUAGUAAGGUCUGUAAGUCCUACCACCUUUAUGUCUAAUAUGUUAUAUGCCUGCUCAAUACUCUAUAAGGCUAGAUUGCCAUUUGUGGUGGUAAUGAAUAAGAUUGAUAUACAAGAUCAUGAUUUUGCUGUAGAAUGGAUGACAGACUUUGAGGCAUUCCAGGAGUCUUUGGAAAAGGAACAAAACUAUAUUAGCAAUCUAACACGCACCAUGUCAUUGACUUUGGAUGAAUUUUAUAGUGAUUUAAAAACUUGUGGUAUUUCUUCUAAGACUGGAGUAGGAUUUGAUCGAUUCUUUGCUUUGGUGGCUCAGGGAGCAGAGGAAUAUGAAAAAGAUUAUAAAUCGGAGUACAAUAAACUGCGUGAGGAAAAAUUAGCUGAACAGGCUAAGAAAACCGAACAAAAGCUAGAGGAAAUCGCUAAAAGUAAAGGCAGCGGCAGUGAGGUUAUGCUGACUGGGUUUGUGGAAGAGGUCUCCUCAGGACGUGAACUUUCCGAUGUCUAUUUAAAACAUCCUGGCAAUGAAAGUUCCGAAGACGAAGAAGGUCAAGAGGAAGAAGCUCCCACUUUCAAUGAAGACCACGUGGAAGAACAAAAUUUUCAACAAUUCGUGCAACAACAUAAAGAUCAUUUGGCUUCGAAGAAAUAAAUAUUUGUUAAAAAAAAAAAAAAUGAGAAAAGAAAAACUAUAUAAAAUAAAACACUUGUUUAAAUAAAUGUCUGUUUAUUUGAUUUCA
This is a messenger RNA of Lucilia cuprina (Australian sheep blowfly), 1326 nucleotides long. Its product is annotated as GPN-loop GTPase 1. The transcript has 4 exons. Lineage: Eukaryota; Metazoa; Arthropoda; Insecta; Diptera; Calliphoridae. The record is from RefSeq and is a predicted model, not a curated record. Gene Ontology annotation, molecular function: GTPase activity. The coding region runs from base 123 to 1238 and encodes 371 amino acids.